CACAGUUGGCAGACGAUUCGAAAUCAAACUGAAUGACAGGCGGAUACAAAAUAAAAUAAACCGCACUUUUGCGUUCGGGACGGUUUACCUUUCGAGAGUGGUACGCUUUGCUUGCCUUCGCCUUUGUUUCGGGAUUCGUAGCCAUUAAGCCGCUCAUGAACGACGCCUAGCAGUUCCCGGUGUGAGAUAUGCUCCGUUUGCUUGAGGUCCAACCCUUUUACCAUGUUAGCUAGGUGGAGAAGCCCGCGGUGAGAAGUGAAGCCUACCCAUCGCAAAGGAACAUUGUUAGCAUCAUUGGGAGUGUUGAUAGAUUAGGAAAAAGAUUGAGUGGUAUUAGCUUAAGCGCCCGGUACCAUGAUGGAUGUUGAAGAAACUACCAAGGUACGACUGGAUCAGGAAAUUGCCGGCCGGCUGCAGGAUGAACACCCCGAACAGUUUAUUACGUUGGUACGAAUGCACCUGUCGUUUGAACUGGAUCUCAACACCGACACGGAGAACGAUCCAGCCGGAUUAGACAAGCAGAAGCUGAAGAAAUGGAAAGGAUUUCACAAGAAAGCGAAGGGCUGCACAUCGGCCAAAGUGACCUCACCGGAAACGGCAAAAGCAGCACUGACGAAGGCAAACAUCGAUGACCUGAAACAGCUGAUUGCAUUCCUGGAGCAGGAAGAGAAUAUCUCACAGGAAGGUAUAUUCCGAAAAACCGGUUCAUUGACUCGUCAAAAUGAAUUGAAAAACUUACUGUUGCAAGGCAACAUGUUACCGCUGGAUGGGACCGGUUACACGGCGCACGAUUGUGCUAGCGUGCUGAAGAGCUUCCUUGCCGAUCUGCCGGAACCACUGCUCACCGAGCUUUACUACCCUGCGUACUGUCAGGUGGCCGAUCUCUUCCACUCCAAGGAAUCCUCCCAUGCAUCGCGCAGUGAAGAUCGCCUGCUAAAUGCUCUACAACUUCUGUUGCUUUUGCUGCCGGAAGAAAAUAAUAUUCUGCUACGGCACAUUAUCGAACUGUUGCAUCUGACAAUUCAGCACGAAGCGACCAACAAGAUGUCGGCCGUAAAUCUGGCCACGCUCUUCACACCGCACCUGAUAUGUCCGCGCAAACAAUCACCAGAGGCACUGCAUAUGACGGCUCAGCAUAUGUCCGGCAUCGUGGGAUUCAUGAUCAAAACCGGCACCCGAUUGUUUCACAUCCCGCCGAAGCUGGCCACCGAUAUACGGGCGUACUUUGUGGAGCAGCGGCGUCGUAAAACCAUGUCCCCGGAACACAUUCUGAACGAGUCCACCACCUCCGACUCGGUUGCGAACACGGUAUACACGUUCGUUGAUCGGGAAAAGACGGCCGAGGCGCAUAUAAUGAAUUCUACGGACACGGCUCUGGCGCAGCUGUACGCUCACAUCCAAAGUUUGCCCGAGUCGUCGAAGAAGAAGAAGCUGGUGAGCAAGUUUAACCGCCAGAAUGGGUACGGUACACCGCUGCAGGUGUUGAUGCAGCGGGAGAAGCACGGGUCGGGCGGAACCGGCCCGGGUAGUGGCGGUGGGUUGAAGUAUCCCCGCUCGAUAAGCGACUCCAUCAAGCGGCACAUUUUCCACAAGUCGCUCAUGUCGAGGACACCGAAACAGUCGAGGACGGGCAGUCAAACUCCGACCACGUUUCAGACUCCGAGCGGGACGAGCUACGGCAGCGGAGGUCCGAGACAGCGCGUACUUUUCCAGAGUCCCGUCUCUGCAUCCGAUUCACCGUCCAGCGUUGGUUCGCCUGCGUGCAUCAAGCGUUGCUCCUCUGUAUCGUCCUCGUCCUCGUCGCUCUCUUCGAUGUCCUCACACUCGUCGGCCGGUAAUCAUCCCAAUGCCGGUUUCCUGACACGCACGAGCAGUAGCGAGAGUAGCUGCAGCACUGCUAGCUCACUAGAGCAAAAAUCCAUCUCCAACCGGGGCACAGAAAUAUCGAAAGCUGAAGCACUCAAAAGAAGGUCGUCCGGUGAUUUAGGAGACGAGCACCAACUGUCCGCUGAGCAACGAUGUGGCAGCAUUGAGCCGGAGGCGGAUGCUUCUUUAGAGCGGAAACGAAGCAGAGUAGACGAUCGCCAGGAGCAACAGGAUCACCAAUCAGCGGGUCGCUCGAAAUCCUCCCUGAUGGUGCGGUUCGGUGUCGAUACGGUUGCCGGUUGCAAUCUGAUCGAGGACCAUGAACCGCCACCUCCCGAGGAUGAUGAAGACUUUGUCGAGCAGGAGGACGACGAGAUCGAUGGGAGCGAAAGCGAGCACGACGUGGAGUUUUCCCACGCCCGGCAGCUACUGUCGGUCGGUGACGAUGGCGAACAAGAUGACGAUGAGGAUGGUUUCGAGGACGAUAGCGAGCGGAUACUGAGCGAUACCGAGGAAGAUCGGUACGGGUCAUCGGUGCUGGGCGAAACACGAUCGCGAUACCGGUCCGAGCCAAAUCUUAGCGCUAUCGGCUACCAGCAUCGACACGGCCGGAACAAUCGGGAUAAGAAAGCGUUGCUAAACGAAGAGCUUCCCAGCGAAAGCUCGGAAACGGACUGCAAACUGCGAUCGUCAGGCACGCCAGGCGGAGGUACAUCGACCAAGCAGCGAAUCAACUUCUUCAAGAACAAACUCAUCAAGGGUGUAUCGAUGGGUAAUUUGCGUUUUCCGUUCGGUGGUGAUGCUAGCAAGGGAAGCAAGAAAAGUACCAACCGAUCCGUUGAGACGUUAGAUCAAACGGCCGCGACUACUGCGAGGAAUGGCAGUUUUGCGGACUGUAGCUUUCUUCCGACGCUGCGAGCCUCUGCUUCUAGUGGGGCCACCGGGUGCACGGUGCCCGAUUCUCAUCCGCUACCAGCGACCGUUAGCUGGACGGCCAGCUGUCUAACCAGUACGCCCGGUCCGGCAACACUCAUCGGCGGGCGCAAUUCAAUGUCGCCAAUCACGAAAAGUACGCAGCGGAUGCCAAAAUCGAUGCAGGAAUCGAUCAUGACACCGCGAUCGCGUAAACCGGUCAUGCUGCUAGCGCUGGCAAAUGCAAACGAACAGCAACAACUGUCGACGACGUGCGCCAGCUUCUCAAGCUUGAAGGAGGAAGAUGAGGAAAUGGAUCUGGAACCGGCGGCAGGCGUUUCCACGCUAAACGGUGGCAGCAAUGUGGCCACACCGUCACGCAUCGAUCGGAAUAUUAAGCAGCUGAUUAACGACACAGGGCUGCCACCGAUCGGUAACGAGGUGGGUCUACCCCCGAUACCCAGCCAUUUCCCUGCCAAAGGUAACAUUGACUCCGGUUGCGUGGUUGUUCAUGGUGGUGGUGAUGUAGCUGAAGGAGACCAAGCGUCUAGCUCUUUGACGAGUCCCUUUCGACAUUACCUGCUCAGUCGCGGUUUAAUGCCGGCGGAAAGUCCGGCCGAUCUGUCGUUCGCCAGCCAGUCGGAUGAUUUUGAAUCAUCGGCAGAAAUUUUGGACCAACUCAGCGAAUCUAAGAUGAGCGAAAGUUUGCUGUACUGUAUGAAUGGGAACGAACCGAAGGAGGACCAGACGAAAAGGACUGCCGCCCCGCUGCAGCGAUUACCCGAGCGGGUUGAUUCUGACCUAGACGAGACGGCACUGUGAGAGGGAAUCAGAUUUCCAGAAAACAAGAGAGAGAAUUCGCUUGAACCAGAGAGAGAGAGAGAGAGAGAGAGAGUAACAGUCAAUCAAAAUUUUAACUUUUUGCUCGUACAUGUGCAAGCGAAGAGUUAACAAGCUUACAGAUAAAGAAGCUUAAUGCUGCUUAAAUUACGCUAUUAUUCACGUACCGACACGUACCGAAUCCAUCAUAACGGAUCAAACGGUCGGAAUGGCACGCUCGACCCGGUCAGCACCAUAUGGCGAUGCGAUUCUUCCGAAUAAUAAGCUGAAUGGACGCGAAUACUUAAUCGGGCGCGUAUUCCGAUAAAUACAGCACAAUACUCAGUGCGCCACGACAGACGGAUUCGGUACAAGACAAGUUGUAAAGAAAUUGUAUUACUUAUGAGUAUUUUUUGUAGCUAAGACACACACUUCUAUAUUCCCGUAUACGUUCGAGCAAUAAAGAAGGCUGCAUAUACGAAGAA
Anopheles stephensi (Asian malaria mosquito) is the source of this 4082-nucleotide messenger RNA. RefSeq lists its product as uncharacterized. Gene Ontology annotation, biological process: regulation of small GTPase mediated signal transduction; signal transduction. The transcript has 6 exons. Gene Ontology annotation, cellular component: cytoplasm. The coding region runs from base 355 to 3600 and encodes 1081 amino acids. Gene Ontology annotation, molecular function: GTPase activator activity. Lineage: Eukaryota; Metazoa; Arthropoda; Insecta; Diptera; Culicidae. The record is from RefSeq and is a predicted model, not a curated record.